Molecule: messenger RNA, 646 nt
Organism: Strongylus vulgaris
Lineage: Eukaryota; Metazoa; Nematoda; Chromadorea; Rhabditida; Strongylidae
Source: the annotation of a GenBank genome assembly
GAAUGAUGUAAUGCAUCGGAUUUGGUGUGUGUUCUGCAGCUACACAACUAGCGCUACUAUCAACUUAUUCAUCAGGUAAAUUCUAUUCACAGACUGGGAGUUGCGGCUUGGUCUGGAACGACUUCGCAUUUGUCAAACAGCCGUUGAUCGUGCCGCUCGACUUUUCGAUGCUGUUCAUCAGGAAAAGAAACUUGCAGAUGAGCUUCACUAUGAAUUCACCCAAGCGAUAAUAGAUCUGGAUAGGAAGUCGAAGCAGUUGGAGGAUGUUUUGAGCAAUUUACAAAGCUGCAAUGAAGCAAUCGACGAAAGUGAUGUUAAACGUAUGCAAGCAUUCAAGGCAAAUCGAGAGAUAACUGAAAAUGCCAUAAAACGGCUGAAAGAAGAACAUGAUCUCGUGAUGGAUCGGCGUGCCAAAGUGAGCAAGAUUAUUGAAGGUUUGAUACAAGCAUCUGGAAAGGCAAAGGGGCGACUUGUAUCCUGUCACAACAUCCGUAAUCAGUCUUACGCGGAACUAUUUAAAAGAGGUGUUCCUAAGAAUCAGCUGGUGAGCACGAUCGAGAUCUCUACGAGCAUGUUAGAGAAAGAAUCAUUGCAAGCCAGUGAAUUGUUAGCAGAUUUGCCGCUUGUUUGGGAACCCGAACAGUAA